AGCAGCAGCGGGAGGAGGCGCCCACCUGCACCUGCCUGCAUCUCCCAACUCCUCCGCCCCGUGCAACUGCCGGCAGCCAAGUGCCAUUAAAGCCGGCGGCCAGGAGGAUGCCUCACCUGGGUCCCCUCUGCUGGGAGAGGCAGGGCAAGCCUGAGGAGAAUUCCCAGUGAAGGACUCAGAACUCUGCGAUUUCUCUUCUGCCACAGGCUGAGAAGCAUCCAAGGAACUGCUCCACCUGAGCUGCGCCCAGGGCAGGAGGAUGGGAGACCGGGAUUGAGAGGACCCGAAAUGGACAGAGGCAGCUGGGAUCUCAUUGGUAUUUUUAGAAGACUGCUAUUUAAUGCCAUUCAAGUCCUGCCAAGCAUCAUUUCUGUAUGACUACCACAAAAGGAUUACUUUACAGAAACAGCUGCCUUUUUGGAGAGUGUGAUUUGGACCCUGAUUCAGAAAACAGGGUUUUCUUCAAUGAGCAAGCAUCAGUGCUGAUUACCACCCUGUGAUCCAGAAGAGUCCGGUGACCAAGCAUGGCUUCCUCUUGGAAACUAAUCCUGUUCCUGUCUGUGACCAGGUGUCUUUCAGAGAACUCUGAAGCUCUUUCCAGUGUUCCUACUUCGUAUGCUGCUUUGCUAAGAAUUAAGAAGAGUUCAGCCUCAUCUGCCUUUGGUUCCAAGACCAGACCACGGUACAGCAGUCCUUCCUUGGGAACCCUGAGUGUUUCUCCACCCAGCUGGCGAGGUGCAGCUCAGCUGUACCACUCCCCAGUCAACCUUUACCAUUCCUCAGAUGCCUUCAGACAAGAUGAAAGUGUGGAUUAUGGGCCAGUAUUUGUGCAAGAACCUGAAGAUGUCAUUUUUCCAACUGACUCUGAUGAAAAGAAGGUCGCCCUGAAUUGUGAAGUUCGUGGCAACCCUACUCCUACUUACAGAUGGCUCCGGAAUGGAACAGAAAUCGAUCUGGAAAGUGAUUAUCGCUACAGUUUGAUAGAUGGAACCUUCAUCAUAAGCAAUCCAAGUGAAGUUAGGGAUUCCGGGCUUUACCAGUGUUUAGCCACCAAUACUUUUGGAAGUAUUCUCAGUCGAGAAGCCACACUUCAGUUUGCCUAUCUGGGAAACUUUAGUGGCCGGACAAGAAGUGCAGUCUCUGUGAGGGAAGGCCAGGGGGUUGUUCUGAUGUGCUCCCCGCCGCCUCAUUCUCCAGAGCUCAUCUAUAGCUGGGUCUUUAACGAGUUCCCCUCCUUUGUGGCGGAGGACAGCCGGCGGUUCAUAUCCCAAGAGACAGGCAACCUUUAUAUUUCUAAAGUGCAAACAUCAGAUGUUGGCAGCUAUAUUUGUCUGGUGAAAAACGCCGUGACGAAUGCUCGAGUGCUCAGUCCUCCUACACCGCUCACUCUGCGAAAUGAUGGUGUGAUGGGAGAAUAUGAGCCGAAAAUUGAGGUCCAUUUUCCUUUCACGGUUACGGCUGCUAAGGGAACAACUGUUAAGAUGGAAUGCUUUGCGCUUGGCAACCCUGUUCCGACAAUCACUUGGAUGAAGGUUAACGGUUACAUUCCCAGUAAGUCCAGACUGCGGAAAUCCCAGGCUGUGCUGGAGAUCCCCAACCUGCAGCUGGAUGAUGCUGGAGUAUACGAAUGCACAGCAGAGAACUCCCGUGGAAAAAACUCCUUCCGUGGACAGCUACAAAUAUACACAUACCCACACUGGGUACAGAAACUGAACGACACCCAGCUGGACAGUGGGAGCCCUCUGCAGUGGGAAUGCAAGGCUACUGGAAAGCCCAGGCCCACAUACCGCUGGCUGAAGAAUGGAGCACCCCUCCGGCCACAGAGCAGAGUGGAUACAGUUAAUGGAGUAUUGGCGAUCCAUAGUGUGAACCAAUCAGACGCUGGAAUGUAUCAGUGUUUGGCUGAGAAUAAAUAUGGAGCUAUUUAUGCGAGCGCUGAGCUGAAGAUCCUAGCCUCACCACCCUCUUUUGAACUGAAUCAAGUGAAGAAAACAAUAAUUGUUACCAAAGACCGGGAAGUCCUCAUAGAGUGUCGACCUCAGGGCGCUCCCAAGCCAACCAUCUCCUGGAGGAAGGGAGACAAGUCAGUGAGAGGCAGCAAAAGAAUAGCUAUUCUUCCAGACGGAAGCCUGCGGAUCGUAAAUGCUUCUAAAGCAGAUGAGGGCAAGUACAUUUGCCAAGGGGAGAACAUCUUCGGUUCCGCAGAGAUUAUAGCUUCCUUGUCUGUCAAAGAACCCACAAGGAUAGAGCUUACUCCUAAAAGAACAGAGUUAACUGUUGGAGAGAGCAUUGUCCUCAACUGCAAAGCCAUCCACGACUCCAGUUUGGAUGUCACUUUCUAUUGGACACUACAGGGACAACCUAUUGACUUUGAGAAAGAAGGUGGACAUUUUGAAAGCAUCAGGGCUCAAGCAUCCUCUGCAGAUUUAAUGAUCAGGAACAUCCUUCUGAUGCAUGCUGGGAGAUAUGGCUGCAGGGUACAGACCACAGCAGACAGUGUGUCAGAUGAGGCAGAACUUCUUGUUAGGGGUCCCCCAGGCCCACCUGGGGUGGUCAUCGUGGAGGAGAUCACAGAAAGCACAGCCACUCUCUCAUGGAGUCCAGCAACUGACAACCACAGCCCUAUCUCCUCCUAUAACCUGCAGGCUCGCAGCCCUUUCUCCCUGGGCUGGCAGACAGUGAAGACAGUCCCAGAAGUCAUCACAGGAGACAUGGAGUCAGCGAUGGCUGUGGACCUAAAUCCCUGGGUAGAAUAUGAAUUCCGAGUGGUGGCCACCAAUCCAAUAGGGACAGGGGAUCCAAGCAUUCCAUCUCGAAUGAUCCGUACAAACGAGGCAGUUCCAAAGACAGCUCCCAGCAAUGUGAGUGGAAGAAGUGGAAGAAGGCACGAAUUGGUUAUCGCCUGGGAGCCGGUGUCAGAAGAGUUUCAAAAUGGGGAAGGCUUUGGCUACAUCGUGGCGUUCAGACCCAAUGGAACACGUGGCUGGAAGGAGAAGAUGGUGACGUCUUCUGAGGCUUCAAAGUUCAUUUACCGAGAUGAAAGUGUCCCCCCGCUCACACCCUUUGAAGUCAAAGUUGGUGUUUAUAAUAAUAAAGGUGAUGGACCCUUCAGUCAGAUUGUGGUCAUCUGUUCAGCUGAGGGAGAACCCAGUGCUGCCCCCACUGAUGUCAAGGCUACGAGUGUAUCUGUCUCAGAGAUUCUCGUUACGUGGAAACAUAUUAAGGAGAGUCUCGGAAGGCCACAGGGGUUUGAGAUUGGUUACUGGAAAGAUAUGGAGCCAGAAGACUCUGCAGAAACAGUCAGAACCAGAGGGAAUGAGUCAUUCGUCAUGUUGACAGGACUGGAAGGCGACACCCGCUAUCACCUCACUGUCAGGGCUUACAAUGGAGCAGGAUACGGACCACCCAGCGGGGAAGUGAGUGCCACCACCAAGAGACGCCCUCCAAGCGAGCCUCCUGGCAACCUCAGGUGGGAGCAGCAGGGGUCUCAGGUUUCCCUAGGCUGGGAGCCAGUCCGACCUUUAGCCAAUGAGUCUGAAGUCAUGGGCUACAAGUCUGACUCCUGAUACUCACACCUCAACCUCCCAACUGCUGGGAUACAGGCAUGUACAACCGUCCUCAGCUACUCAUCCGCCUUUGGUGUGUCUUGCUUCACCUAUCUUCUUAUCCCUGGGGCUUUAUAACCCUUAACCGAUAUCAUUGGUCCCAUCAACUUUUCCCAAGAUACUAAGCUGAGGAAUGGCCUUCCCCUUGACAGGAUGCCAACUUCUCAGGGGCAUCAGUGGGCAUCAUCAACAUGUUUUCAUUAUAUUUUCUGCACACCAACCUCAACACUCUGUUACCACCAUAUACUUUAAACAGCCAUUUUCUUUUAAGAAUAGCAGUACCAGCCUGGCAAAACGGUGCAGCAAUAAAGGGACUUGUGCCCAAGACUAUCUAGCUCAGUUCUAUCCCUGGGACCCACACAGUAGAAGGAAAGAACUAACUUCUGCAGGUUGACAUCUGACCACUACACAUGCAAGUACAUACACACACACACACACACACACACACACACACACACACACACACACACACACACACACAAACAAUAAAUAAAUAAAAUAUAAGCCUUUUUAAAAACAGUAGCAACACCAAUUAAAUCUUUAUUAGGAUCUUCUAUUUGGAUAAUCUAAUAUUCUUAUUUGUUUUUUAAGUAGAAUUUGAAACUCAUCUUGACAUUACAGUAGGCAGUUUAUUUUAUGAAUAAAGAUAGCUGUCAGUGUAACUGCCAAUCUAGAAAUGCCCAGAUUGUCCAAGAACUCCCUAGCCGCCUCAGUGUUAGCAACUAUUUUGUCAUGUCUUUAUAACUCUUUUGUCUUUUUGUAUUUCUUAUUCAUUUUUCUAAAUCAGGGCUUUCAACUGGGCCAAGAUGCUCCAAAGUACUGAAGAUUAACCAUUAGUUUAGUUGACUUUAUUUGGUGAAUGUCUUUACUGAUACGUGUUACUUCUUCCUACAUGUCAAUAAAAGCCACACUUAAUCUCAGACUCUCUCUGCAGCUACUAACUGACAUUUAAUAUAUUUUUGCUGUUUCUAUCAUCUGUUCCUAAAUCUCAACUGAUCCACAAGUUUUCCUCCACCUCUGUAUUUUAUAGCAAUGUGUGAUGUGCAUUGCUGGCUGCAUUUUUCUUUGUCAUAAAAAUUGUAAUUUAUUGAACCACAUUAACCAUGUCUUCUGAAAUAGUCACUCCUCUGCCAAUCCUUACCAAUUUACAUACAUCUCCAUUCUCAUAAAUUUGAUUUCUAAUUGCUACAUGCAGAUGAUAGGAUUAUAAUUCAUGACUGUUACAGUCAAAAUCAGAAUAAUGAAUUUUGAUAUAUUUGUGAUUUUUAAGCCUAAAGAAACUCCUGUAGCCAUCUUCCAAGAUUCACCAAAUCUAAACAUUCAUUCUGUGCAUUGCUUUGAUAUCAAGUGUUUCCCACUAUAGCACACACCACCCUUGGUUGUAGUGCAUAUUUCUCUCUGACAUUAGACUGUGUCAGGAAGCUACGUACCUGCAGUCUCUCUGAUGGAUAUUCAAGCAUAGUGCUCAGUCAGGUAAAGAUGUAGAAAUGUGCACAUCAUUUUUCAUGUCUAUUCAAGCUAGGGCAUCUUUUUCUAGAAAGGAUUUAAGUAUGUAAAACUAUAGAGUAUCAGAUACUCAAACAGGCAGUUUCCUAUAGGCCCAGAAGCAAAUUCAGAUCCAAGAAUGGGUGGAAUGUGUAUUACAUAAAAGCAAAGAGAGAAUCAUGUCACUUCAUACAUAAACAUAUAAAAUGCUGCUUUGGAGCUGAGUGUGGUAGCAUAUAUAGUAAUUUAAGCACCUGGAGGAGGAGGCAUGCAGAUCUCUGUGAGUUCAAGACCACACAAUUUACAUAGUGAGUCCUAGGCCAACAAAGGCUAAAUAGUGAGACCCUGUCUCAAAAAGCAAAGCAAUCAUAAAAUGCUGUUUUAGAAGCGGAGAGAUGAUUCAGUCAGUAAAGUGCCACACAAGCACGGGGACCUCACUUAGAUUCUGAGAACCCACUGUAAAAGCCAGACGUCUGAGGGGAUGGGGACAAGAGAAUCCCUGGGCCUUGGGUCAGACAGACCAUCUGAAUAUGGGAGUCUGUGGUCCUAGUGAAUGACUGUGUCUCAAAAAACAUGGUAGAUGACUCUUGAGAAAUUAUACCCCCAGCUUAGCCUCUGGGUUCUGCACUCACAUACACACAAACCUGAACACUUCCCACCCAACCCCACCCCAAAUUCUGCUUUUCAGGGGUUUAUUUUGUUGCAUGCAAGUUAGUUCAAGCUCAAGACAUGUUUUCUAUAAGAACUGUGUGUGUGUGUGUGUGUGUGUGUGUGUGUGUGUGUGUGUGUGUGUGUGUAUGAUUUAUCUUGCUUCAAGCACAUGAAAUUGAAACACUGUUCCACUGGCAGUCAACAAUGGUGGUAGUAUGAAUGACUUUUUCUUAUUAAGCUUAUAUGCACCAAGUUCCAUGCUCCAUUCUUUUCAUAUGCUCUUGCCCCUUUAGUUCUCCUAAAAAAAAUCACGAAAUAAGAGGCAUUAUUUCUACAAACAAAAGAGUGGAUUCAGGUUGGGAAAGGUCAGUAAUUUACCCAGUCAGGUGGAUGUGGGAAACUGGCUUGAUUAGGUUUCGUAGAAGACUGUUUUGAAGCCAUAUUUGCAUAAUGACCAAGCUUCUGAUAUUUUUUCCAUUAGACAAAGGAAUCAUAACACCAAUAAUUAUGAAAAUGCAUAAAACAAUGAAAAUAAAUAAAAAUGAACUCAAUAUAUCUUAACUGCUGCUGUUUGGCUAUUAUACAUGCUCCCCCCAAUUAUGCUAAACUAUUAUUGGAGGCAAAAGCAUAAGGAAAGCUUUGCAUAGUGGGUAGUUAGAAAAUGAUCAAUGCACAACACUCACCUCCUAAUGGAAUUCCUGCCUAACUUGCCACAGCCUUUUAGAAAGGAUCUCACUGCCUCUGCGGUCUCGGUUGUGUAGCAAACCAGAUAAUAUUGUGUCCAGAUUUGUGCAUCUGUUCGCCAUGCAAUGUGUUUAAUUAUGCAAUUAUGGAUGCAUGUCAAAAAAAAGUUAACUCUGUAUCCCACUGUCAUCCAAACACAAGUUCAUCAGUAUGUUAACUCUGCUAAAAUGAAAAUUGAAGUUUUGACUCUGAUUGUCAUUUAUUAAGAGUUUUGCUUUAAAUUUUGAGCAAUGUUCUCUUUAUACCUUUCCACUCAAGGAGCUUCCAAGCCAUUCUACACACUGUGGUGUCUCCACGCACGCAUCAUUAUAGUACACGUCACCCCAAUUUCACUUCUAAUUGUGUCUCUGGUAUUAGAGGAACUGCCAUGAACACAGGGAACAUGAGUUCUUGUUCUGUACACCACCCUUUUCAAGGACCAGGCUUCAACUUUCACUCGUGACUUACUGCCUGCUUCUCUAAUCUCAUUUCUCCUGUUCUUGUUUAUCAUGUGUUCUAUCCAAUGCAUGGGUAUCAUAGUUUCUUAUUAUUUUAAAUGUUUUGGGUUUGGUUUUUCCUAUUUUUAUUCUCUUAUAUCUAGAAAUCUCCAUUUAUUUUUAGAUUUUUUUUUUUUUGAGACAGAAUCUUACCCUGUAGCUCAGGAUUUUCUUGAACUAAGGGCAAUCUUUCUGCCACACACUCAAGUACUCAGAUUACUGGUGUGAACCACAUGUCUGCUUUCAAGCUGUCUUCAAACACUUAGCUUAGACAAAGGUCUUUCCUUGAUCUCUAGACACAUUCCCUUCUUGCAUUGCUAUUGCCCAUCUGCUCUUCCAUCACCACGUGUCACACUUGCAGCCCAUUUGCUUACGUAUCUAAGCAGUGGAGUCCUGUGCCCAACUCAGAGUGCAGUGUGUAGUUGGCAUUCAAGAAACAUUUGCAAUGUCCAACUGAAUAACAAGUCAUUCCAGCCUCUGUUACUAU
Molecule: messenger RNA, 7448 nt
Organism: Peromyscus californicus insignis
Lineage: Eukaryota; Metazoa; Chordata; Mammalia; Rodentia; Cricetidae
Gene: Cntn5
Product: contactin 5
Exons: 24
Coding region: 525-3566 (1013 amino acids)
Biological process (GO): brain development; cell-cell adhesion
Molecular function (GO): cell-cell adhesion mediator activity
Source: RefSeq, a predicted model, not a curated record